Heterocephalus glaber (naked mole-rat) is the source of this 2467-nucleotide messenger RNA. NCBI's taxonomy places the organism in Eukaryota, Metazoa, Chordata, Mammalia, Rodentia, Bathyergidae. The record is from RefSeq and is a predicted model, not a curated record.
CAAACCAUUUCCGGGUCAGGGAUCUUGGGGGAAAGGUAGAGUACAGUAUGUGGGAAUAGUUCAGUGUCCCUUAGUGCUUGGGCUCCGUGUCUCCAGCGCCAUACGUUAUUUCUGGGGAUGAUUCUGGCUCAUCCCCAGGACUUGGGCUGCUGUCUCUGAAAGCUGUGUCCCGCAGCAUGAUGCCACAACUCGGACUCUUGCCCAGGAGGGCCUGCGCUGCGCUGCUCAGCCAGCUCCUGCGCCGCGCUGCGUGCAACCAUGCUGUCGGUUACCAUAGCCAGUUGAGAAAACGGAGGAUGCAAGGUUAAAUGACUUACCUGCACAUUGUGGAGGCUGUGUUAACAUCCCAACUGAAACCAUAUCAAAAGAAACCAAAUUUUAUCAAGAUCCCAAAGGGCACCAGGGAUCUUAGUCCCAAGCAGAUGGUUGUGAGGGAGAAAAUUCUUGAUAUGGUUAUCAGUUGCUUUAAACGUCAUGGAGGAAAGGGAUUGGAUACCCCAGCAUUUGAACUAAAGGAAAUGCUCACUGAGAAGUAUAAUGAGCAGUCUGGGCUCAUGUAUGAUCUGGAGGAUCAAGGUGGAGAGCUGUUGUCCCUUCGUUAUGACCUUACUGUCCCUUUUGCCCGUUAUCUGGCCAUGAAUAAACUGAAGAAGAUGAAACGCUACCAAGUUGGAAAGGUGUGGCGAAGGGAGAGUCCAUCCAUAGUCCAAGGCCGCUAUCGGGAGUUCUACCAGUGUGAUUUUGAUAUUGCUGGUCAGUUUGACCCUAUGAUCCCUGAUGCAGAAUGUUUGAGGAUCAUAUAUGAAAUACUAAGUGGGUUGCAGCUGGGAGAUUUUCUCAUUAAGGUCAAUGAUCGGCGAAUUAUAGAUGGGAUUUUUGCUGUCUGUGGUGUUCCUGAAAGCAAAUUCCGUACAAUCUGUGCCUCGAUGGACAAACUAGACAAGAUAUCUUGGAAAGAUGUGAGACAUGAAAUGGUGGCAGAGAAAGGCCUGGCUCCUGAGGUGGCUGAUCGAAUUGGGGACUAUGUCCAACAUCAUGGUGGUGUAUCUCUGGUAGAGCACAUGCUCCAGGAUCCCAGACUAUCCCAGAACAAGCAGGCCCUAGAGGGCUUAGGGUCCUUGAAGCUUCUUUCUGAAUACUUGACUUUAUUUGCAAUCAUGGAGAAGAUCUCCUUUGACCUGAGUCUUGUUCGGGGCCUGGACUACUAUACAGGAGUGAUCUAUGAAGCUGUUUUGCUACAAACCCCAGCUCAGGCUGGAGAGGACCCCUUGAAUGUGGGCAGUGUGGCUGCUGGUGGGCGCUAUGAUGAGCUGGUGGCCAUUUUUGACCCUAAUGGCCACAGAGUGCCAUGUGUGGGGCUGAGCAUUGGAAUAGAGAGAAUCUUCCAUAUUGUGGAACAGAGGAUGAAGACUUCUGGUAAGAAAGUUCGAACCACAGAGACUCAGGUGUUUGUGGCCACACCCCAGAGGAACUUUCUUCGAGAACGGUUAAAGCUAAUUGCAGAGCUCUGGGAUGCUGGGAUCAAGGCAGAGAUGCUAUACAAGAAUAACCCCAAACUAUUACCCCAACUGCAGUACUGUGAGAAAAGAGGCAUUCCCCUGGUGGUCAUUAUUGGUGAGGAGGAACAGAAGGAAGGGGUCAUAAAGCUCCGUUCAGUGGCCACCAGAGAGGAGGAGGCCAUUAAACGGGAACAUCUUGUGACUGAAAUUCAGAAGCGACUGUCUCAGUCUUGAGGCUUGCGUGAUUGCCAUCUGGUGCUCUGUGUAUAGAAGUUUUCAUCUAGCAUUGAGUUCCUGAUGAACUUCAUAACAGCUGGCCAGCAUGGGUGACAAGUCCUUUCAGCCUCCUCUCUCCUUGAAUACACAAGAAUGGGGAGACUCCUGGACUAGUGUAAACAGGUACUCUCCAUGGGGCCAGAUGGCAAUAAUGUGAAAGAGACACGCUACAGCAGAAGAGGCAGAUUUGAAGUGCCACUGAAUGCCACCUAGAGGUGCUAAAGUUGCUGUGAGCAAGGCUCUGGAAAAGACCUCUCCAGGUUGAAGAUACUGAACCACUGACAUCAGAGACCAGAUACUUAGCUUUCCACUUAGCUUUGGAACUAGAUUCUGGGAAAUUUGUCCACAUCCAGCCUUUGGCUUGUCCAUGAAGUUUUGGGAAUACAGCUGAGAUAGACAGUGACAACUUUCUGCUUUGAGGACACAAAUAUUGUAUGAUCCCAGGGGCUCGGCUGUGCCUAUAUCAAUCUGGCAUCUUUUUAGCCCAACCCCUGUUAACAGUAGCAGGAUGGGGCUGGUAUUUAACAAUCUGGAAUACUGAACUUAAUGGAUGAUUUGGCAAGAUGGAGAUCUGAUCUGAGAUUUUGAAGACCAUUUCCUGUUCUAGAAUUGCUGUCCUGACUUUCUGUACCUUGCCAUGAAGGCUUUUCUAGAAGUGGUUGAAUAAUAUGUUAAAUAAAAUGUUAAGUAUA